AUGUUGUCGAACGUGAGAACCAGCAUAAUACGUCAGGUUGACUACCUCACGUCGGGAACGCAACUGCAUUUUAUCAGGACAAAAAGAAAGAAGGCUGGAUCCGACAAGUCGGAGGUGAGGAAAUUGGUUACCCAGCUGUCUGUGCUCUCUGCCAACAGAAAGCAGCCCAAGUUGUUGAAAUUUUCCAAUGAAGAUUAUGUCAAGCAUCAGGUGAUCCAAAAAUCGUGGAAUCUCUACGUCAGAGAUAAAAAGGCUGAAGAGGCCAACAUUUUACAAAAGCAGUACGAAUCGAUAAGGGCUGCUAACGAGGACCUCCAGAGUGUCAGCAAAGAGCUUUUCAGCUUUGCAAACACCAGAGAACCUUCCAAGAGAUUUCCCCUUGAGCUAAGGGUUCCUACAGAGUAUCCACCCAAUCAGAUUUGGCAUCACGACUACACGCCCAAAGUUGAGAAGAAGAAAUGA
Molecule: messenger RNA, 462 nt
Organism: Kuraishia capsulata CBS 1993
Lineage: Eukaryota; Fungi; Ascomycota; Pichiomycetes; Pichiales; Pichiaceae
Exons: 1
Coding region: 1-462 (153 amino acids)
Biological process (GO): mitochondrial translation
Molecular function (GO): structural constituent of ribosome
Source: RefSeq, a predicted model, not a curated record